Molecule: messenger RNA, 1786 nt
Organism: Dioscorea cayenensis subsp. rotundata (Guinea yam)
Lineage: Eukaryota; Viridiplantae; Streptophyta; Magnoliopsida; Dioscoreales; Dioscoreaceae
Product: SH3 domain-containing YSC84-like protein 1
Molecular function (GO): phosphatidylinositol binding; metal ion binding
Source: RefSeq, a predicted model, not a curated record
AAAACAUACACACGCUCACACGUGCACAAAGUGGCUUUGUCUUUUUUUAGAUCUUAUCUCGAUUCAUCGUAGAACCUCAUAAAAAAAGCACCUUUCGUCUGGUGGAUCACUCUAAUCGUUUGAUAUAUUUGUGAAGCAGUGGUUUCUGUGUGUGGCCUAAUAAGAUCUUGAAAUCAUUUUUGGAUGAACCUUUGAAUACUGCUUUCAUAUUGGGGACAAUAAACUUGAGACAGGCUUGUCUCCACCAGUCAUCAAUGGAGUCUGAAUUUUUUGAUGUACAUGAUUCUGGGGUUGUUCCUUUUACUGCAAAUCCAAGAAGUCAUCCUCCUCAAGUGAACUUUAAGAAUUUACUAAAUGGUAUACUGGCAAUUCUGACCGGGAAAAAUUCUGCUUUUAUAGUUACCCAGCCUUGUCUGAGCUCCAGCUCAAACUUUGAAUUUCUGGCAUCUGGAAUCAAUGGGGAUAGUUUUUUGCACCCAUCAGUUUACUUACCUAGUGCACCACCUCUGUUUGAAGUGGAAGCUAUUAAUUACUCUCCAUAUCAAGAGAUACUCAAAGCUGAUCCUCCUGAAUGGCUGCCAGACAGUUGCACAACCUCAUGCAUGCAAUGCCGAUCUCCUUUCACAGCCCUUACUCGUGGAAGACAUCAUUGUCGGUUUUGUGGUGGUAUUUUCUGCAGAACAUGCUCCAAAGGAAGAUGCUUGAUGCCAAUUAAAUUCCAACAGCGAGAGCCUCAAAGAGUGUGUGAUGCUUGUUACGACAGGCUUGAUCCUUUGCAGGGCAUAUUGAUUAACUUGAUCAGCAAUUCAGUGCAAUCUGCAAAACAUGAUGUUACAGAUUGGACAGUACAAAGAGGGUGGUUAAACUUGCCUGUGGGCUUGUCAAUGGAACAUGAGAUAUAUAAGGCAGCAAAUAUUCUGAGAAGUUAUUGCAAGGUUGCUUCAUUAAAUGUGGAGAAAUCGAUUCCAGUUGCUGUUAUGAAAGGUGCGAGAGGGCUUGCCAUCUUAACAGUGGCUAAAGUUGGUGCAGUUCUUACAUACAAACUUGGCACUGGUCUUGUGGUUUCGAGGCCAGACGGGUCAUGGUCUGCACCUUCAGCGAUACUCUCUGCUGGUUUAGGAUGGGGAGCACAGAUUGGAGGUGAACUGAUGGAUUUCAUCAUUGUUCUUCAUGGUUCUAACGCUGUCAAGACUUUCUGCAGCCGCAUGCAUUUUUCACUCGGUGCAGGUUUAAGUGCUGCAGCAGGGCCUGUUGGUAGAAUACUUGAGGCGGAUCUUCGAGCUGGAGAAAGUGGUUCUGGCAUGUGUUAUACUUACAGUCAUUGCAAAGGUGCAUUUGUUGGUGUAUCUCUGGAAGGCAACAUUGUCGCGACAAGGACGGAUGCUAACUCAAGCUUCUACGGCGAUCCUUAUCUGACCACCACCGACAUUCUUUUGGGAACUGUCGCGAGACCUAAAGCUGCUGAGCCAUUGUAUGCUUCUCUUGAUGAAUUGUAUUCGAAUCUAUGAUUUUGAGAGCUCUUCUAUAGCAUUGAUCUCUCUUGGAAAAUGCUACAUUGUAGAUAAGUUCUUCCUGAGCCUUGUCCUAAUUUUGGAGGCAGACUUCUAUUGUUUGGUGUAUAUAUUACAUGCUAUAGCUGAAUUCCCAUGAGGGGGCAUUUGUUUCAUAUAAUGUGCAGUUGGUUGGGAAUUUGAGAGUUUUGUUAUUUUUUUUCCUGGUUCAAAUAUUAUGAUUAAUUGUAUUAUUUGAUUGCAUAAACUUUUCAAAUUAUUGCAUAUAAGAUCAU